Molecule: messenger RNA, 1589 nt
Organism: Labrus bergylta (ballan wrasse)
Lineage: Eukaryota; Metazoa; Chordata; Actinopteri; Labriformes; Labridae
Gene: akr1a1a
Product: aldo-keto reductase family 1, member A1a (aldehyde reductase)
Biological process (GO): aldehyde catabolic process
Cellular component (GO): cytosol
Molecular function (GO): aldose reductase (NADPH) activity
Source: RefSeq, a predicted model, not a curated record
CACCUCAGAGCUUAAACAUGAGCUCCUUUGUGACUCUUUCGACGGGGCAGAGAAUGCCCAUGGUCGGACUGGGCACAUGGAAGAGCGCUCCAGGACAGGUGAAGCAGGCUGUGCUGGCAGCUUUAGAUUGCGGUUACAGACACAUAGACUGUGCUGCUGUGUACAGUAAUGAACAGGAGGUGGGAGAAGCUCUAGCUGUCAGGGUCGGUCCGGGGAAGGCUCUGCGUCGUGAGGACAUGUUUGUCACAUCCAAACUGUGGAACACCAAACAUGACCCAGAGGAUGUGGAGGAGGCAUGCAGGACCAGUCUAACCCACCUGGGUCUGUCCUACCUGGACCUGUACCUUAUGCACUGGCCAAUGGCAUUUCAGAGAGGAAAGGAUUUGAUGCCUCGACGAGAAGACGGCAGUAUUUGUUACUCAGACACACACUACAGAGACACCUGGGCAGCCAUGGAGAGCCUGGUCGAUAAAGGUCUUGUCAGAGCUCUAGGACUGUCCAACUUUAAUGCCAGACAGACUGAUGACAUCAUCAGAGUGGCCAGACACAAACCUGUGGUGAACCAGGUGGAAUGCCAUCCUUACAUAUCUCAGGCAGAUCUCCUGUCUCACUGCCGGUCAGUGGGGGUUUGUGUGACAGCCUACAGUCCUCUGGGCAGCGGGGACAGACCCUGGGCUUCUCCUGAUGAACCAACCCUGCUGCAGGAUCUUCGACUGGGAGACAUCGCUCAGAGGUACCAGAAAACCCCUGCCCAGCUCAUUCUCAGGUGGCAUGUUCAGCGGGGCGUCGUGUGUAUCCCUAAAAGUGUGACACCCUCUAGGAUCCAGCAAAACCUGCAGGUGUUUGACUUUUCCCUGUCAGAGGAUGACAUGAAACUGAUGGAAUCCUUCAACCACAAUGAGCGCUUCAUCGUCCCAACAGUGGAGAGAGAUGGCAAGAGAGUGUGGAGAGAUGCCGAACAUCCUCACUUUCCCUUCAAUGAUGCUUACUGAGGCAACACACACACAAAAUGCAAAGCGAAGAUGAUCAUUACAUUGCUGAUUGAAUUAAGAUAAUAUCAACUUUUCAUUUUUUUGUCUAUGGGAUGAGUGGCAUUCAUUAUAUAAUGAUUGUAAGUGAUUCAGUAUAACAAACAUUUUUUUCACACUAACUUGUACAGAGUUUGUAGAGAAGACUUAAAGGGGAAUUCUCUAGUCCCUUCACUGCCACAGUGACACUCUGUGGUCAAUAACAGAACUGCAGCUGCAUGGGACGAUCAAAUGGUGGCUGAAUCUUUCAGAGAUUAAAUAUUUAUAUUUCAAGAGCAUACGCAAUGAAUCCCUGUUGCAGUAUUGUUCUCAGAGAUAAAGUUUCAAUUGUGAUUCUCUUGUCAAAAAUAAAUAACUCUUUCAGAAUCAGGAACAAUUAAGAUGUGCAUUUAUUGUGAUGGAGCCAGUAGGCGACUGUCUGCAUGCAAUCUGGCUUCUCUGUCCCUGAUAACUGUGAAUUUGCCAAAUAAAAAAAGAACACAUUUAGAUCUUCUGCAUCAUUUUAAAAUGUCAAGUUGAUUUGCUCUUGAUUAUCAGAAAGUGAAUCUAACACAGGAUACA